Labeo rohita (rohu) is the source of this 6222-nucleotide messenger RNA. It is a transcript of the gene enah, whose product is annotated as ENAH actin regulator. The transcript is spliced from 15 exons. NCBI's taxonomy places the organism in Eukaryota, Metazoa, Chordata, Actinopteri, Cypriniformes, Cyprinidae. Gene Ontology annotation, molecular function: SH3 domain binding; profilin binding. Bases 269 to 2764 code for a protein of 831 amino acids. The record is from RefSeq and is a predicted model, not a curated record. Gene Ontology annotation, biological process: axon guidance; actin polymerization or depolymerization; intracellular transport.
UCAGUUGAGCAGUAUUAACACAGCGUAGCAAUUUCAUCUUCCCAAACGUGAUCUCCUUUAACAACUGUGAGCGCUCAAAUGCCUGUUGCCAGGUUACCGUCCAGCACUGUGAAAAGCGGGAUUGUGUACGCGAGCGGCAUGGAGAAGCACCGCUGACUUGCGCCCAUCUCUAAAUAAUGAAUCACCGAUGCAUUCAGAAUAGGGGGAACGCGAUGAAUAGGCGAGUGUGAUCGGGAUCGAAUCCGCAGCGUCGGAGCCGGGGGAAGCCAUGCAGCUCCAGUCUGCAGCCCAAUGCAAGGUGUCCGGCUUCAUACUGAAUGAAAGAUGCGCCGCGUCUUCGAAAAUGGAAGUCCACCGUGAGCAGAGUAUCUGUCAGGCGCGGGCUGCUGUCAUGGUAUAUGACGACGCCAAUAAGAAGUGGGUUCCGGCUGGUGGAUCCACGGGCUUUAGUCGAGUCCACAUCUAUCACCACACUGGCAACAACGCCUUCAGGGUAGUGGGCCGUAAAAUUCAGGACCACCAGGUGGUAAUAAACUGUGCCAUUCCCAAGGGGCUGAAAUACAACCAGGCCACACUAACGUUUCACCAGUGGCGAGAUGCACGGCAGGUGUACGGCCUUAAUUUUGGCAGCAAAGAGGAUGCCAAUGUGUUUGCCAGUGCCAUGAUGCAUGCCCUGGAGGUGCUGAACUCUCAGGAUGCAGGUCCCCCGAUGCCAAGACAGACUCCUCAGGUGCAGAAUGGCCCAUCACCAGAGGAGCUGGAGGUGCAGAGAAGGCAGGUGCAGGAGCUCCAGCGUCAGAAGGAGCAAGAGAGGGAACGACUGGAGCGAGAGCGGCUAGAGCGGGAACGUCAGGAACGAGAGAUGCUGGAACGGGAGCGUGCCGAAAGAGAACGUCAGGAACGGGAACGUCAGGAGCGUCAAGAACGAGAGCGUCUGGAGAGGGAACGUGCCGAGCAGGAACGUCUGGAGCGCCUGGAGCGUGAGCGUCAAGAGCAGGAGCAGCUGGAGCGCGAACGCCAGGAACGGGAGCGCGCCGAGCGGGAGCUGAUGGAGAGAGAGCGUGCCGAGAGGGAGAAGCAAGAAAGGGAGCACCAAGAGCAGCUGGACAGAGAGCAGAUGGAUUGGGAGAGAGGGAGACGCAUCUCCAACGCCGCAUUUGAAAGCACCCUCUACACUCCUCCACCUCCCGAAUACAAGACCACCUCUUCCUCGCCCGUGUCUCCUUCCACACCCAGCUACCCGCCACCGACGCCAUCGCCCUCCACAGCAGCUCCUCCGACCCCGCCCCUGCGCCACUCUGCUUCCCGAUUCGCCACGUCGCUUGGCUCCGCCUUCCACCCGGUCUUGCCUCAUUACGCCACUGUACCUCGCAGACAACCUGCCCCGCCCACACCGCCGCCCCCUGUCCCAGCUCCUCCUCCAGCUCCGGCCUCCAAAUCCGUUGCCUGGACUGCUAACAAUUUUACACCCCUGCCGCCCUCACCUCCGGUCAUGAUCAGCAGCCCUCCGGGCAAGGCUACGGGUCCUCGUCCGAUGAUUGCGAUCCCGGCCCCUAGUCCGCUCUCCCAGAAACCACCUUCGCCCAUCUCCGCGCCCAACGGGCCGCCCACCUCGCUUCACUUCCACACCUCGUCACCAGUCUCGGGGCAGCCGUUCUCUUCGCCCCCAACGCCACCCCCUCCGCCGCCCCUGUAUUCCCCCUCGCCCACCUUGCCCAUCGCUCCCCUUGUGUCUUGUCCCUCACCCCAGCCUGCUGUUCUCCCUUCUCCUUCCACAGCCUUCCCUGCCUCUGCUGAGCACUCUGUAAACUCUGGGUUGGGAGACUCCUGGUCCUCUGCUCCAGAGCCGCCCACUCAGCCUGCUGACUUCCCCAGCCAGCCGGAUUCAGUACAGGGGAUACCGACCCCUCCACCCCCACCGCCUCUCCCUCCCGGCUCCACUGUGACUCCCACCACUGCUGGACCUCCGCCACCCCCUGGUCCCCCUCCUCCUCCCCCACCACCUCUGCCCCCCACGCUUACCCCAACAGGUCCUCCCCCUCCUCCCGGCCCACCGCCUCCACCCUCAGGCCAGGCUCCACCACCAGCACCACCUCCACCCCCGGCCCCACCUUUGCCCUCGGGUCUGUUCACCCCCUCGCCCACCACAGACGAGAACAAGGGCCUGUCUGGGCUUGCAGCCGCACUUGCUGGAGCCAAGCUAAAGAAAGUGCCAAGGAGUGAUGAGCCCCUGGCUCCAGCCGCAGGAUCAGCAGUGAGUUCUGGUGGUGCCAAGCCCGAGGCAUCCCGUGGAAAUGGUCCUUUAGGAGGAGGAGGAGGUCUGAUGGAGGAGAUGAGUGCCCUGCUGGCCAGGAGGAGAAGAAUUGCUGAGAAGGGAUCGUCACCAGAGCCUGAGCAGAAAGCUGAUGAUAUUGAGGCUACCAUAACUCCAAAAGUGUCAGCCUGUAGCACACCAGAUAUGCCCAGAAAGCCUUGGGAGAGGACAAACACCAUGAAUGGUAGCAAAUCACCAGUCAUUGGAAGACGGGACGCACCAUGGAGAAAUCAGAUGGGUACUGACAAGUACUAUGAUUCCUUAAACAGACCAAGGUCUACACCAACUCCUACCGGAUCCAUAAGUGCCAAUGGGGUGCCAACAGAAGCUCUUGACUAUGACAGAUUGAAACAGGACAUUCUAGAGGAGAUGAGGAAGGAACUCUCGAAGCUGAAAGAAGAACUUAUUGAUGCAAUCAGGGAGGAGUUGGGCAAGUCAAACUCUGCAUAGAAGGAUGAGAUGCACCUGUAUUUUUUUAACCACAAUCUGUCACUUCAGAGGUCAGCUUCAGUUUAAGACACUAUCUCAAAAGCAAUGAAAAUGGAAAAUUACAGUUUUAACCAGAGGUGAUCACAAUAACCAUGAUAAUUCGGAGGAUCUGUUGAGUACGAUGCCGGGACGGACACGAGUUUUGAGCGUGGGGGCACGGGAGGCGUAACAGCGAGAGGAUAACCAGACGCCUCAAAGCCGACGCCGUACACCAAAAGCCCCGUCUUGAAAGGAGGUCAAGAAACAGUCUUAAGGAAGUGACUGUCAGUAUGCAAUGGAUGACUUUUACUGUGGAACGAAAAUGACGAAAAAAGACAAACUAUUACUGAAUUACAUAUUAACCAUCGAAGAGUGAAAUUGUAAAUCAAGCAGAUGACAUUCAUUCUACGGCACAUCGUUUAGCAAAGGGCAGGCUUUGUUUGUUAUGAAUUUAAAGGUGGUACUGGUGGCGGUGGUGAAGUAACGGUAACUAAGUUGGCCUUGUAUAGAGCGAAACCUUGAAUCUGGCCAACCAAAUGAGUAUGGUCUCUUGCUGCAGGACUCUAAAGCUUGUCUUCCUACUAUUUUAACCAGAAUAUGUACAUUAAAUGACGACAAAAUAAACGUUAUACCUGCAAGUCAUUCAGUCAACCUGUUCUAAUGUACGCCAUGACCACAUCAGGUAGCUUACUUGCUCUCUCGGUCGGUUUAUCAUUAUUAUUCUCUGAAUGCUCCACAGGCUGUCUCUAAUGAGCCACUGUUAUCUGUACACCUUCGUCUUGUGUGUUCGCUAACUGUUCGGAACGAUCACGAAGGACAAUGCCUUUCUACUGUACAUCGUUGUAGCUCUCUACCAAAAUCCUCUCAGCCAAUCGAAGUUAAGGUUGACCUCAGCGUCAGCUCAGACCGUAUCUGUAGAUAGUGCUAACCAGAAAUACUAUGAACUUUUUAUUCACCGUAGGCUCUUUUCGUAUUACUUUCGAUUUCAGUGCAUGUCUUCUUACGAUCGGGAAGGGAAAAAUGGUUGCCACGAAAAAUACUUUAGUUUUCAGUUCAUAAGCAAUAAGUGUAGCAUUGUUGCAUUUUCAGUCUCUCUCUCUUUUUUUCUUUUUUUAAUCAUCCACUCUGCCCUCAAACUGUGGAUGAGUGAUGUUCCAUACGCGUUCUAAAAAUGCAGUUCGCAACAGACACCUCUUUAUAGCCAUAAUAAAUUUGCAGGGGUUACUCAUUUUACUUCAUUUUAGGAUUCGAGAAUGUGAAAGAUCAUGUGUGACAACCUAUUCAUUUUGCAUGGGGUAUUUACCAAUUACACUGUAAAAAAAAAAAACAACUUAAAAGUUGUUUCAACUUAAAGUAAGUGUUCGUGCUGCCUUAAAAUGUUAUGUUUACUCAACUCAAAUAUCCAUGUUUUCAUGUAGUACAACUUAACAUUUCAUGUUAACUAAACUUAAAAUUUUAAGGUGGCACAAACACUAAGUUAAAACAACUUUUUUUUUUACAGUGUAGAGGGCGAAGCAACACAUCACAGCUUUUUGAAUGAUUUCAGGAUUUUUUUUUCCCAGUUUAUCCUCUUUCUGCACACUGGAAGGCACUUGGCUCUGUUUUUCAGAGGGGCUUUAUCUUCCAACACGCUUUUGUUAGGGAAGUAUGCUUUUUAAGAGCGAACUCUUUAUACAGACGUGAAGUGUGAUUAUAGGCUGUGCGAAUUUUGAGAAAAAUGAUAACAUGAAUUUGUGAUGUUCUCUCUGAUCAAAAAAAAAAAAAAAAAGUUGUUUCAACUUAGUGUUCAUGCUGCCUUAAUUUCAAGUUUACUUAACUCAAAUAUCCAUGUUUUCAUGUAGUACAACUUAACAUUUCAUGUUAACUAAACUUAAAAUUUUAAGGCAGCACAAACACUUACUUGUUAAAGUUGAAACAACUUUUUUUUUUUUUUUUUUUUUUUACAGUGUAGAGGGCGAAGUGACACAUCACCGCUUUUUGAAUGAUUUCAAGAAUUUUUUUCCCAGUUUAUCCUCUUUCUGCACACUGGAAGGCACUUGGCUCUGUUUUUCAGAGGGGCUUUAUCUUCCAAUACGCGUUUAAGGAAGUUUGCUUUUUAAGAGCGAACUCUUUGUACAAACGUGAAGUGUGAUUAUAGGCUGUGCGAAUUGAGGAGAAAACUGAUACAUAAAUUAGUGAUGUUCUCUCUGAUCAAAAAAAGUUGUUUCAACGUAGUGUUUGUGCUGCCUUAAAAUUUUAAGUUUACUCAACUCAAAUAUCCAUGUUUUCAUGUAGUACAACUUAACAUUUCAUGUUGACUAAACUUAAAAUUUUAAGGCAGCACAAACACUUUAAGUUGAAACACCUUUUUAUUUUUUACAGUGUAGAUGGCGAAGCAACACAUCACAGCUUUUUGAAUGAUUUUAAGAAUUAUUUUCCCAGUUUAUCCUCUUUUUGCACACUGGAAGGCACUUGGCUCUGUUUUUCAGAGGGGCUUUAUCUGUUAGGGAAGUAUGCUUUUUAAGAGCGAACUCUUUGUACAAACAUGAAGUGUGAUUAUAGCCUGUGCGAAUUUUGAGGAGAAAACUGAUAACAUGAAUUUGUGACAUUCUCUCUGAUCAGAUUUUUUUUCCUCAGUUAUCCAUCCCCCCCGCAGUGCUCACUUGUCAAUCCUUUCUAGUUUCUUUUCACUUCCAAACCAUCACUCGAAAUAAUCCCUCAAGGAAUCAGAAAGUUUGUAUAGAGUGUUUACAGCAUUGAUUGCACUUUAAAAACCCGUAGAAGUUCAAACGAUUCUAUUGCUGACGAGACGGCCGUCCCUUUGCGAUCGGCACUAUCACCAAAGCUAAACCGUAAUCUCUAGAACGUCACAAUCUCCUGAUCCACCUUUGUUUUGACAACAAAUAACUAUUGUUGAUUGGUCUUUAGGUUAAGCAGGUGAAAUGUUUUGAUCAGGGUUGAUUCAUUCCUGGAUAAACCUGUUUGUGAUCUUCAUGGUUUGUGCCUUGUUCGGAAGUUGCAUUUGAUAUGUCAAAAAAUUUAAAACCGUAUAUAUAGAGAGUAUUAAUUUAGGGCCUGCCAUAACUUUAUUCAUUUGUUUUGCAUUUUGCUUCAGUGAGUUGCAAGGGAGCUUUUACGAUCUUUGUUUAAAAUCAAACAUGCAUUCACGUUCUUUCUCUCAGUGUCAUUUUUUCUGUUGCAUUACAGUGUGGUUUGUGUUAUGGGUAAGACCAUGUAUGCUGGUGGGAUCUGAGAAACUGAUCUUUGCCCUUGUGGAAAUCAGUUGAAAAAUAUUUGACAGCUGGUUUGAUUCAACUGAAUGUCCUUGUAAUGCAAUUUUCAGUUUCCUUAUCUUUCUAUUUUAUCGUUCAUGUUGUACCAUACUGUUUUCAUGUUAAUUAGAAGUUUCUUACAUGCUAACAUUGUUUUGUUUGAGCAGAUUAAAUAAAAAUUGCAAUACA